Messenger RNA from Sphaeroforma arctica JP610, 196 nucleotides. RefSeq lists its product as hypothetical. The annotation marks the transcript as partial. The record is from RefSeq and is a predicted model, not a curated record. NCBI's taxonomy places the organism in Eukaryota, Ichthyosporea, Ichthyophonida. The transcript has 2 exons.
GGAGAGCGCCUGUCUGAGAGAGGGCUUGAUCACAGCUUUGUAUCUGGAAUGAAGAAUCGCAGUGAGAGCAUGAAGAAUCGAUCAAUGAGGAGCGUGAUCCCUGAGCAAACUAUCGGCCAGAAGUACUUUGAGGCGUACACCUUCCAGCACAACCGCAUCUUCUACUCUCACAUAUCCGGGUUUCGCCAGCAUGCAA